Molecule: messenger RNA, 963 nt
Organism: Penicillium pulvis
Lineage: Eukaryota; Fungi; Ascomycota; Eurotiomycetes; Eurotiales; Aspergillaceae
Exons: 1
Coding region: 1-963 (320 amino acids)
Source: RefSeq, a predicted model, not a curated record
AUGCCCACACUGGGGGAAGUAUAUCAGCAGUCAAUGCUGAAGCACCCAUAUGGCUAUGCGCUAUACGAGCCAGAAUCGUCAAAAGUACUGCAGCCCGGUUUUUGCGGCUAUUUCACAGAGAGAGGGCAAUGGACACCGCUGCUUGGAAUAGACCAGAAGAUAAUAAACCUAGGCGACUCAUCAGCUCUCACUCAAAAUGGCUUAACGCAUUUUGAUCAUUUCCACCCAGCGCCAUCCGACGAACGAUCUUGGGGCCCAAAAUUGAGCGGCCAAGUCAUCCAAAGAAAGAUUGACCUAGAAGCUGGCGCUUCGGCACUCAUCCCAGCCGGAAUUCCUGUGGACAUCGGGGCCUUGUACAGAUACAGCAACAAUGAUGGCUUUGGGGCGAUCCUCAUGACGGAGAGUCCCGUGAUCAAAAACCUGAUCUACGGCUCGACGGCCUUCCGGCUCUGGUGCAAGGAAAACUCGGAGGUCAUCUUGCGAAAAUGGCCGGAUGUCCGAGAGCAUGGUCUUGUCAUUGUCACUUCCACGUAUAGGACCAGAUUGGCAAAGGUGAAUGCCUGGGCACAACAGGGGAAGGAGAUAUCGGUCGGAUUUCGUGGGGGUGUCGUCGGAAUCGGUGAAAUUGCUCCUUCGUCUACAUGGUAUACGUCCCAUGAGGAGGCUGGAUGGGUUUCAAGUGAGGCUACGGAGCCUGGAGAAAGCAAGGUGGUCUUCCUCGGGGGAUUGUAUUUCAAAUAUCGCAGGCUGGCGGCUAUAUUGCCUCAGUCCCAUGCUUUUAGGCCGGGGCCAGUAGAGAAGGCGAAGUUUCGCGAUAUUGAUUCCGAGGGGAAGGAUUUCCGGAUCUUUGACCAUGACUGUUGUGACGAUGGUUUGUAUGAGACUUUGAUGAAUUCAGAAGAGCUCGGUGAAGUGACAGACCUGCCAGAGGAUGAGGACACGAAUAGCGAUGAUGACUUUUGA